This is a messenger RNA of Toxorhynchites rutilus septentrionalis, 6093 nucleotides long. RefSeq names its product mucin-2 (gene Mnt). The transcript has 10 exons. Bases 352 to 4110 code for a protein of 1252 amino acids. NCBI's taxonomy places the organism in Eukaryota, Metazoa, Arthropoda, Insecta, Diptera, Culicidae. Gene Ontology annotation, biological process: regulation of transcription by RNA polymerase II. Gene Ontology annotation, molecular function: RNA polymerase II cis-regulatory region sequence-specific DNA binding; protein dimerization activity; DNA-binding transcription factor activity, RNA polymerase II-specific. The record is from RefSeq and is a predicted model, not a curated record.
GCUGGUCGUCGCGUUCGGACGGAAUUUGUUUCCUUGCGCUCUCGCAUUCCAGUUUACUGUUGGUUCCUGCGUCACAAUGUGUCUCUAAUCGGCGACAUCGAAACCGACCUAUUUAUCCUUCCCUGUCGGGGAAGGAAAACGACGCUACGCAUCAUCAUAAAUCUUAGCGAUAGUUAGUGCUUUUCCGUCGUAACGAGAAGCCUCUGCGAGACUGCCAAAUAUCUGUGAUAAAUUAUAUUGCCAUAAUCGAAGUAGAGAGGAAAAAAUACAAAUACUGCUGUGUGUUUAUCUCAACGCGCGAGAUUUUAGCAGUGUGAUUAAUUCGCGAAUCGGGGUUCGGUUGAGCUAACAAUGUAUAGUGAUAAGCAGCGGCGCAGUGCCUUCUGUGACAGUGGCGGUGGAGAUAAGGAAAAAUAUGUGCCAUACUUCAUCCCGAGACAGCCAUACCGGACUUAUCAAUCAUCGGCUGUGCCGCUCGCCUCAAGUUCACCUUUCGUCAAAAGUUCGCCCCCGCCACAGGAGGAUUCUUUCUAUGCUAACGCUCGGGAGACUGACGUCGGUAUUUGUUUCAGUAUGAGUAACGUGGACUUAAACAGCGACUAUGCGUUGCUUCCUUCCUCUUAUCUGGCUCGCGCAUCAUCAUCAGCGUUUGGUGAAAGCUACAACGACGUCUCACCGUAUCAAAAUCUCCCUGUUCCCUCCCAUAUGCAAGCUAAGUACCACCCAAUACAAACCUCAGUAGGUCGGCCAAUUGAUCCAACUCUUUCGAGUGAUUCUUACCAACGGUUGUCGCGAAAGCCGUCGUCGCAACGUACCUAUUACUUCGCACAUCCUAAGAUCCCGGUACAAAUCUACAGCAAUCGCUCCUACUCGUGCCUUCCGACCUCACCCAGCUCAUCCUCGGCGUCAGCCGCAGUUACCUAUGGGCAGCAGUUGAACAACUAUUACGACGCCUAUCGACCGCCUCGAGUUGUCAGCGAUCAGCCUCGAAACGCCCAGCAGCGAACACUCACGGAAAACCCUUACUACGACCUCUGUCUGGCAAGCUGGCAAUCGUCCAAGCAGAAGCCGCAGAGCCAUGGGGUGGUAAGCCCGACCCCUUCGGAUGGUUUGAUCGAUGUGGAGGUCCUCAGUGAGCAACAUGAAUUGUCGCCGCCAGAAGAUGACGACCCGCCGAAAGAUUUAAGCAUGAGGAAGAGGGAGAAAAGAUGCGUAGAUCUGGAGCAGGAAGGCGCGAAAAAUAAUGUUGAUGUAACUUGCGGUAAUUUUCCGGCGGAAGAACCCUGGUCGAUCGACGGAGCGAUGGAGGUCGACGACGAGUGUAGUCGCCGAACUGCAGCACCCAAGAAGAAAUGGAUACGACACUAUAUGAAGGAUGAACCACUCGUAAACGGACAUUCCACAGCACCAUCGCUCGUUGUGAUAUCGGCCAGUAGCGGUAGCAGUAGUAGUAACAGCAGCAACAGCAUUAUCAUCAACAGUAGCCAUCAGAAGCAUCAUCCCGCCUCUUCCCUCACGAUUGAUCUCUCGACCAAGAGCGGCAGCACCGGUGGACUUCAUCUGCCCAGCACGCCUCCAUCGUCCGUCUGCUCGUCGACAUCAUCCACCUUGACUAUCUCACCGGUGGACGACUCCCAGUCAUCGCUGAAUCUGAGCAGUGGGUCCAGCGGAUAUAUCACCAACCACAGCGCCAACAGUUCCAGUUCGCUGAAUCUUAGCGGCAGUAACAGUGGCUCAUCUCCACUACCCAUUACCAUCAACGGGAGCGUGAUAGCGUCGUCACAUGGAUCCAAUUCUUCCCCUUUGCCACACGAUCUCGUCAUUGUUCAGCAGCAGCAGCAACAGCAGCAACAACAAAACAGCCAUUUGGCACAGAGCGGACAAACUCAUGGGCUCACCAGUACGGCCACCCUUCUCAACCAUAUCCCGACCGGGGGUCGGCGGAGGACUACCAGUUCAACCAGCAAUGGCGUUGGCACGCGGGAAGUGCACAACAAGCUGGAGAAAAAUCGUCGGGCCCACCUGAAGGAGUGCUUCGAGCAGCUCAAGAAGCAGCUCAUUCUCCAACCGGACGAGAAGAAAACCUCCAACCUGUCGAUCCUGCACGCGGCCAUACGCUACAUCCAGUUGUUAAAACGCAAAGAGCGCGAGUACGAACACGAAAUGGAGCGGCUGGCAAAAGAGAAAAUCGCCGCCCAAAAUCGGAUACUGCUGCUCAAACGGGAGCUCUCUCAGUGGGGUGACGUUGAUUUUACGCGGCUCGCCCCCGACACUCCGGACUCUACAAUCCCGGGCAGUAGCAGCAGCAGCAACAACACGAUCAACUGCGUGCAAUCGGAUCGAGAUUUGUUGAACAAUCCGCCGGCCGGAGUUGUCCCUGGUCGCAACGGGAUCCGCUACAGUUCCUCCAGUUCCCUCUCCAGUGUAGCCACAAAUGCCUCGAUAGGCAAUCUUCCGCUGCAAACUACCAUCUCUCCGGUGAUGAUAGCCGCAUCGUCACCAAGCCGUGCUAGCCCACCGUCUUCGGCGAAUCGGAACACCAGCUCGCCAGCAAUCACCGGCAUGCAAAUGCCACUUUCCCUCACAACCAAGGGAUCUUCCGCGAUAGUAACCGAGACGCACAACAGCACGGCAUCGCCGCUCAAAUUGACCACCAGCGCAAACCUCCCGAAUGGACUCAACUUCAGCGUCAGUGGCUGUGGUUUCAAUGGGAUCAGCAAUGGGAGCUCUAAUGGUGGCAGCAACUGCAGCACGCCAAACAGUACCACCAGCGGCUCCACGGCUACCAUCGGGAAUGGUAUCGGUGGCGCCCCAUUACCAUUGAUCGUCAGUGCCAACAAUCUGACCAGCUUGAGUCAAUCGCAGUUGUUCACCCCUGUGACAGCAACCAUUCUGACCACCGGAGGUGGCACUGCAAUCCAGACGUUGCCCCUUAACCUCAACGUGGCUUCUUCCGUUACAAACAAUCACCAUCAUUCAUCGUCGUCGUCCAUCGCUAGCAUCACUAACGGAGUUUCCGCCAACGGGUCGGCGUUGCAAAUCAUCGGAACCACCGCAAACGGGGUCAUCGGUUCAACUGCUGGCAAAGAACUGAUUAACGGUACCACUUUGCCCAAGAAUGGUCUCCGGACCGACAGCAAUAAAAUAGAGAUUAUAGCCACGCAGUCGACCGGUGGCUCCUCGUUGGAUCCGCCUGCAACGAAGGUUAUCAAGUUGGUCAAUGGUAACACCAUCGUCGGAUUGACCUCGGUUGACAAAGACAAAAUGAUGCUGUCGCAGGUUGUUCAGCAGGGUGGACUCAUGGUGAGCCCAAUCCAGUUACUUACCUCCACCCAGGGUCUGCGUGUAAUCCAGCAGGCUCCCAAUGGGCUGGCAACCAUAGAGCUCAGCACACCGGCCAAUGUGCAGCCGCAGGCAAGUCAAGCGCAGCGAAUCACCGGUGGUAACAAUAACAUCAGCAGCAGCAACUUAUCGCAUUUAACCAGCCAAUCCUCCAGCCAGUCCAUACUGUCCGGAUCCCACCAGCACCUGCAAAACCACCAUAGCCACCAACACCAUCACCACCCCCAGCAGGUUACCGGAGCACAGCUUCAUAAGCUUCUGCUCAGCUCGAACACCCAAAAUGGAAUGUCCCUCAAUGGCACCAACGGUAGCUCUAUCGUGUCCAGUAGCACCGGUGGCUACAUCAACGGAAGCACGACAGCCACCGCCGUCGUCAGCACAACCACAAUCACACCCGAGAUGGCUCGACUCCCGGGAGGAGCCGAGUUGAAUAUUCUGCCAGCGGGCACAAAUGGCGCAACCGCGUUACCGCUCUACCGAACCACCGGUCAGCCAGGGAAGCUCGCGUUCGUUAAUGCAAUCCCUGGCAGCAACGGGCUGACGCUGAAGGGUACUGAUUGCGUAACCACUGGAACCGGCCGAACCGCUGUCCACGUAGUAACUCCCAUUCAGACCAACGCAUCGCAGCUAUCGGGUCUAACGCCUGUGGUAGUGUCCCGGUACGAUCACCAGGAUGCCACUACGCUGCCCGGUUUGUUCACUACGGCAUCCGGUCAACCGCAAACGGUCCAGCUGGGAAAGGUGGGUGCACUGGUUUCGAGAAACUGAACAGACCAAGCGCUACGGCCACCGUCUCAAUCCACUUCCACCCACCCACAAUUCGUCACAACCACCACCAGCAUCCAUUUGUGAACAAAGAACAAACUAACAAAACAAACUCUUAACAUACACACACACGCUACCGAUAGUAUAUAUCCAAACGUUUAUGAUCUUAUUUAGAUAUCGAGAGAACAACAAGCAAAGACUAACCUAAAGUGCCCUCUCCGUUUUUCCCGUUGUCUAUCUCGUUCUUUCUGUUGUCUCUUUGUCUCUGUGUGUAUGCGUUGUAUCUCUAAACUCCGGGCUCGCUCGACGUCUCCCGUCUAACCGAUGACCCGAUGCUUACCGUGCUUUUACCGUGCCUAGGAGGUUCCAACGAUCGUCGGACAAUCCAACGGCGAAGGUAGCCAUUAGCGAUGAUGAAGACGAGGAGAGGACAUCUACCAAGGUCGUAGCAGCGAUUGAAACAACGCCAAAUUAGUGCUUUUUCCAGCCAAUAAUAGCAAUACAGCAAUAAAAAAAAAACACAAAACCACAAAACAAAGCAAAGAGCUCAGGUCCGAAUCGGUUUCGUUUUCCAGAAAACCAUCAUAUUUGGUUGAUCGGUAACAGCUAGUGGAGAGUCAAACGACGAGAGAAAAAACGAGACAGCAAUCGGAGAAUAUGUUUCCAGAUCAAAAGGAAAUUAAAAAAAAAAUCAAUUAAAUUAUUGUGGACCUAAAAAAACCUCUGAGGAUAGUUUAGUUUUUCUUACGAUGAGAUGCAAUGUCUUCAGAGCAAAACGAAAUCAACAUCAGAAGUUGAUGCUGUAAAUAAGUACUAUUCUAUAUUAAGUAAUCCCCUGGCAAUGGGAUACCUACCUACCUAGUAUCACGUAGACAACAUGAGAGAAAUGUUGAUCAUCAGCAAAACACAACACACACACACACCUGUAUUUAAUUUAUAUUUUUCGAAGAAAAAAAAAAUAUCUGUAGCUCAAUUUUAUUUUUUAAUUAUUAUUAAACGUAUAAACGAUACAAAUCAAAAACAAGGAACCACAAAGUAGGAUGUUUGUAUAUGUGUAGACCGCAGAAUUAAGAAUACAGAACUAAGUAAAAAAGUAAUCAAAUGAAAAAGGAAAUAUUGAAAAAAAUCAUACACCACAUACACACACAAAAAACACAAGACAAAACAAAUAACAGAUACUAAGAACAGAAACGGAACCCAACAAUAUUUUAUUGUAAAUAUGUAGCGCAAUAAACUACAAACUGUAAUUUAUAUACAUAAAGUGAGAUAGUAAGUUAGAGAGAGAUAGGGAGAGAAGCAAAGUCAAGUCCGUUCUUUUUCUCCAGAAGCCACACGAGUGCGCGCUGUCGCCGCCUCUGCCGCCAUCAUGGAAGCGAAAUGGACGCUGGAAUCUAACAAAAUACAAAAUACAAUGAAAAACAAAAGAAACUUCAAUAACCUAUCUCGUCCGCUUGGCGUUUCUGUGAAGUAACAAAAGUCCUUCCGGGAGGGGGGACCCCACCGGAGAAAUUACAAUGUUGUACAGUAUUUAAUCAAAAUAAAAGAGGAGAAAAAAAACAAGCAAAUGUAAGUAAAACACAACCUAAUGAUAAAAGCUUAUGAUAAAACAAAACUUUGUGGAUCGUCGAAGAAAGGGAGGGAAAGUCUACACACACACACAUAAUAAACAUAAUGUAAAACUCAUUUUUUGUGCAUGGUACAAACUAAUCAAACGAAGUUAGAAGGAGAGAUAACGCGAGAAGCGGGUGUUUUUGUGUGCUUCGAAAGAGUGGCAAACACAGCCCACAAACCCCUCACAAGGGGCGAACUUGAGAGUGCCCCAAAAAGGAAGCAGGAAGGUUAGAGAACAAAACUCAGUAAAAGUUGAGGGGAAACAAAACAAAACAUACAAGUGAGAAAGACUAGGAAUAACUUAUAAAUGGAAAAGCUAUCAGAAAAAAAAUGAUAAAAAAAUAAAACAAAAGUAUUUAUAGUCGUCGUUUUUCA